AUGUGUUUGUUUCAAGUCAAAAGGGAGGAUCAGCAAGAAGCAGACCGUGUUUUGGAUAAUUAUGUUAGGAAAAAGGUCAAGGACAUUUUGUACCAAGCUCAUGUGGAUGCUGUCAAGGUGUACUACAAGGACGUACUGAAGCAGAACCUAGAUGACAAGUUGGCACGACCGAUGGAGCUUACAUAUGAACAAUACCUGAAUGGCAGAGUGAAGUGGUGCAAGCGUGCUGCAUGGCCUUCUCUUUGUCGUUAUUGGUGCUCAGAAGAGUUCCUCACAAAACAAAAGAGGGGGCAGGAAUCUCGGUUAUCUUCUGAUGAUAUUGCUCAAAAUCAUGGUGGAUCUAGACCAUUUGGGGAGACAAGACAACUUUUGGGUGAGAAAUUUGGCCCUGGGAGUGCAACUGAUAUGAACACUUUCAAGGUGAUGAAGUGUGGAAUGAAAAAUGCGGAUGACACUGGCAGACCUGGUGCAAUCAGUAGCCACAAAGCACAAAAGAUUGUGGAGGUUCCAGAAAAUCAUAAAAGGCACCUUGCAGCUCUACAAACAAAUCUCCAGAAUUUCAUGGAAUGCCAAUUCAUUUUAUUUCUCGUCAGGGCCACUAUUCACUUGUAUAUGCUUCAUGUAUGCUGCCCACUAGUUCAUCCCAUGUUGGUGAGGACAUGGAUGGAGAGGACGAAGAGGACCGAGGACGAAGAGGACAUGGAUGGCAGCUACAUGGAAGGAGAGGACACGGAGGAGGACAUGAAUGAAGAGGACAUGUAUGAAGAGGACAAAGGGGAUGAAGAGGACAGGGAUGAAGAGGACAUUGACGACAACAAUGGGGGCAGCAAUGCUGGAUCAUACAUCGAUGACUUCUGUGAUUUGGGAUAUAUAUGGUAA
This is a messenger RNA of Miscanthus lutarioriparius, 879 nucleotides long. The record is from the annotation of a GenBank genome assembly. NCBI's taxonomy places the organism in Eukaryota, Viridiplantae, Streptophyta, Magnoliopsida, Poales, Poaceae.